Molecule: messenger RNA, 228 nt
Organism: Menidia menidia (Atlantic silverside)
Lineage: Eukaryota; Metazoa; Chordata; Actinopteri; Atheriniformes; Atherinopsidae
Source: the annotation of a GenBank genome assembly
AUGUCUACCUUCCACUCUGGACCCCCACCAGACACCUACACAGCAAACCGAUCGCCCAAGGAUGCGAUCACCAAAGCGCUCCACACCACACUAAAUCAUCUGGAGAACCUGGGCAGCUACAUGAGUAUGCUCUCCCUGGACUGCAGCUCAGCAUUUAAUCACAUCAUCCUGGAUAUCCUGGUCCGGAAACUGUCUCACCUGGGUGUCCCCACCCCCAUCUGCCUCUAG